Molecule: messenger RNA, 453 nt
Organism: Aureobasidium pullulans EXF-150
Lineage: Eukaryota; Fungi; Ascomycota; Dothideomycetes; Dothideales; Saccotheciaceae
Exons: 2
Source: RefSeq, a predicted model, not a curated record
AUGCAGUUCAAGUCCCUCGCUGUCGUCGCCCUCUCUGCUGGAGCCCUCGCUGCUCCUGAGAAGAGACAGGCCACUGAUGCCAACCUUGCUUCCAUCUACCAAGUUCUCCAGACUGCUGUCCCUACCUCGAUCGCCUUGGAAUUCCUGACCAACUCUGCUGGUGUUUACUCGUCCGUCGCAUCUGAGUUGGCCGUCAGCUCAACCCCAUCCUGGAUCGCCGCUCUCCCUAGCGAUGUUCAGUCAUACCUCAUCGGCGUUGCUCAGACUCCCUCAGCAGCCAGCUCUGCUAUCGCAAACGCUACUGCUGCAGUCGCAAACUCCACCUCUGCCGCAGCUGGCGGUCUCAUCACUUCGGCCCCAGUCAUUGUCAACGGCACCACUGUCGUCAACGGCACUUCUCCUGCUGUCAUCGCAGGAAACGGCACCGCCCUUGUGAACGGAACCAUUCCUGCU